AUGGACGGCCUCCUCCUCGACACCGAGGACCUCUACACGGCCUGCAUCAACAUCAUCCUCGAGCAGCAGGGCCGCCCCCUCCUCCCCUGGUCCAUCAAGGCCAAGCUCCAGGGCCGCCCCGGCCCCGACGCCACCCGCCUCUUCCACGAGUGGGCUCAGCUCUCCAUCUCCGAGCAGGAGUACCACCAGCAGCUCUCCGCCCUCCAGCGCCAGAUCUUCCCCACCACCAAGCCCCUCCCCGGCGUCCCGGCCCUGCUCGCCAACCUCGGCCGCACCCGCUACUGGGACCUCAAGCCCGCCUCCGCCUCCAACGGCAACGGCGCCGCCGACAAGCAGGAGAACCCCCACCGCGUCCACAUCGCCCUCGCCACCUCCUCCCACCUCGCCAACUUCAAGCUCAAGUCCGACCACCUCACCGAGCUCUUCUCCAUCUUCCCCUCCCACCGCCGCGUCCUCGGCGACGACAAGCGCAUCGCCCCCGGCCGCGGCAAGCCCAACCCGGACAUCUUCCUCCUCGCCCUCAAGACCAUCAACGACUCCCUCCCCGCCGGCGAGAAGCCCAUCGCCCCCGAGGAGUGCCUCGUCUUCGAGGACUCCGUCCCCGGCGUCGAGGCCGGCCGCCGCGCCGGCAUGCGCGUCGUCUGGUGCCCCCACAAGAUGCUCCUCAACGAGUACAAGGGCCGCGAGAAGGACGUCCUCGCCGGCCGCACCGGCGAGGCCGGCCAGGUCGACAUGCACCAGGUCGGCGAGGUCGAUGACGGCUGGGCCGAGUACAUGGACACCCUCGAGGACUUCCCCUACGACAAGUUCGGCAUCACCGUCCCCCCCGUCGAGGUCGACGACGAGCCCUUCAUGAAGGAGAACGUCGGCGAGGUCCUCGUCGAGAAGGCCAACGGCUCUGCUUAA
This is a messenger RNA of Colletotrichum siamense, 906 nucleotides long. RefSeq lists its product as uncharacterized. Gene Ontology annotation, molecular function: phosphatase activity. NCBI's taxonomy places the organism in Eukaryota, Fungi, Ascomycota, Sordariomycetes, Glomerellales, Glomerellaceae. Bases 1 to 906 code for a protein of 301 amino acids. The record is from RefSeq and is a predicted model, not a curated record. The transcript has a single exon.